Messenger RNA from Anopheles moucheti, 1852 nucleotides. RefSeq names its product probable cytochrome P450 9f2. Lineage: Eukaryota; Metazoa; Arthropoda; Insecta; Diptera; Culicidae. Gene Ontology annotation, molecular function: iron ion binding; heme binding; monooxygenase activity. The record is from RefSeq and is a predicted model, not a curated record. Bases 139 to 1758 code for a protein of 539 amino acids. The transcript has 2 exons.
UCUGGUAGUUAACGUAGAUUAAUAUUUCAUUAAUAACGUCAAUCUUCAUCUAUUUUUUUACAGAGUUCCCAACGGUGAACUUGAACAGUAAUGGUGGUACUAGAACGUGGACUAAUCUCCUGAACACAGUGUUAUAGAAUGGAGGUGAACUUAGUGUUUGUGAUUGGAUUUGUAUCGGUGCUGGUCGCGUUGUACUUCUACCUGACGGGCAAUAAUAAAUUCUUCGAGAGUUAUCCCAUCCCAUGUCUACCGGUAGAGCCAUUGUUUGGUAGCUACCGACGGAUAUUGCUGAAGAGGAUUUCAUUAAUCAGCUUCAUUCGCUCAAGUUAUGAACUAUUCCCGGAUGCAAAAAUGUACGGCAUGUUCGAGAUGCUAACGCCAAUGUUUGUCAUCCGCGAUCCGGAGCUGGUGAAGCGCAUCACGGUGAAGGACUUUGAUCACUUCAUCAACCAUCGACAGUUGAUAUCGGUAGUGGAGAGCACAACUGCCAACAACUCUUCCGUCGUAUUUACGAAGGCACUCUUCAAUCUCACCGGGCAACGGUGGCGAAAUGUGCGUACUACGCUCAGCCCUACGUUUACUGGCAGCAAGAUGCGCCAAAUGUUGUCUCUGAUUGUGGAGUGCAGCGAAAAUAUGGUACAGGCACUGGCACACCCUGCCGCAGAGGAGUACGAAAUGAAGCAGCUUUUCAUAUGCUUCACUAACGACGUUAUUGCGUCCUGCGCGUUUGGAGUACGCGUCAACUCAUUCCAGGACAAACAGAACGUUUUCUUCCGCAACGGUAAAAACUUAUCGAACUUCGGUCGACUGCAUGUUUUUCUCAAGAUAAUGGGAUACCAGGUGUUUCCGAAGUUGAUGAACUGGCUAGAGAUAGAUAUAUUCGAUCGCAAACAUGUAGAAUUCUUCACGGAACUAUUUAAAAAAUCGGUCCAGGAACGUGAGCAACAUGGUAUCAUUCGUCUAGAUAUGAUCCAUCUACUGAUGCAAGCCAGCAAAGGAAAGCUGCGACAUCAGCCUCAAGAGCGCGAGGAAGUGGAAAGCUUUGCAACGGCGAAAGAAUCAAAUGAUGAGAAGAUUCUACCAGACGCUGUAGUGACGCUUAGCGAAACUGAAAUGGUGGCUCAAUGCUUGAUAUUCUUUUUGGCUGGUUUCGACAUAAUCGCCACUUCAAUGUCCUUCCUGAUGUACGAGGUAACGAUUGCAUCCGACAUUCAACAACGACUGUACGAAGAGAUCCGACAAGUGUCGGAUUCCCUGGAAGGUAAAUCGCUCACCUAUGACGCACUGCAAGGUAUGCGCUAUCUGGACAUGGUUGUUUCGGAGACGCUACGAAAGUGGCCACCGAAUCCUGCUUCUGAUCGACAAUGCAACCUGGAUUACAAGGUGGAUGGUGAGGGUGAUGCUCCUGAUAUCGUCAUCCCGAAGGGUGCUAUAGUGUCGAUCCCUAUCGUUGGACUGCAUCAUGAUCCACGUUACUAUCCCGAUCCAGAUCGUUUCGACCCGGAGCGAUUCAAUGAGGAGAACCGACAGAAUAUUCCAUUGGGAGCCUACAUUCCGUUCGGAAUAGGGCCACGCAACUGCAUCGCAUCCCGAUUCGCAUUGAUGGAGGUGAAGGCCAUCGUGUAUCAUUUGUUACUGCACUUUGAGUUUCUGUGCUGCGAUCGUACGCAAGUACCAAUACAGCUGGGAAAAGGUUUCACCCCUUUGCAGGCAGAAAAAGGCAUCUAUCUACAGCUGAAACCUCGGCAGAGGAAAUAGUUGUCUCAUUUGCAAAUGCACCAUGAAUCUCAAUUCUUUAGUACACGCUAUGACAUUUGUAAAACGAUCAGUAUUGCACUAACAAGGGUUAAUA